AUGCACACGCAUGCGAACUCGAACGAAUACCCACAGCCAGAGACCAGUAAACGCAAAGCGUCCAUGUCGGCUGGCUUUGAGGUGCACAACCGCAACAUUGGCUCAAACGGCAGCGAGGUCAACGGACACGGUGACCGCGCCGAUGAGCCAGGCCUCGCUUCGUUGCUAAUGGCAGGGGUCGGUGGAAGCUCGACGACGGCAGCGGAUGUGACCAAUACAACGGCCACGACGUCCCUCUUGCCCCCUGGCGCCACCAGUGGAGUGGUGGCGAGCUCGCACGUCUCCCCCACCCUGAGCUCCCGAGAGAGGGUUUGCUUCCAGAGCUUUCUAUCCACGGCGGCUGCGGCGGUGCUCACAGGAAUUCUCCUGACGACGUAUAUAUGGCGGUCCACCUCCGCGUCCAACAUCGACCCGGCCACCGGCACGGUACGCUUACAUUCAUUCCAGUACUUUGUCUAUUGUUUUCUGGGCGGCAUGACGGUGGGGAUGGUCCACCUCGUCGUUGCCCCUAUCGACAUCCUCAAGUGUCGCGUGCAGGUGGGCGAGUACCGCAGCUUUAUGGAUGGGUUUACUCAUCUCUAUUGCGUUGAGGCUGGAGGCUCCAUCCUCCGCGCACUGCCGCUGUUGUUCCGCGGGUGGCUGCCAAUGCUGUGGGGAUACGGCAUUCAAGGCUCCGUCAAGUUCUCUCUCUACGAAUUUUUGAAGUACAAGCUGCUGAUCUCCUCUGUGCAGGCGCCAGGUGCCGCCGCGGAAGGGGUAGCCAGCUCGCCCGCGCUGUCGUCAGCGGCUCACUCCUCCAGUCUCUACCAGUUCUUCAUUUUUCUCUUCUCGAGCUGCCUGGCCGAGGUUGUUGCCGAUCUCGGCUUGGCACCAUGGGAGGCGGUAAAAAUUCGCAUGCAGACUUCGCCCUCCUUUCCGAGGCACCUCCGUACUGCCCUGCCACGCAUGUGGGACAGAGAGGGGCUGCACGGCUUCUACAAGGGACUGGUGCCGCUCUGGUGCCGGCAGGUGCCAUAUACUAUGAUAAAGUUCUCCUCCUUUGAAUUUAUCGUCGCUUGGCUGCAGUCCCUCUUCAAUCGCCUUGGCAUCAUGGACGCUGCGGCGCCUGGCGUCACGGAGAAACUGGUCGUAAGUUUGCUCGCUGGCGUGCUGGCAGGGCUGCUCUGCGGCGUCGUGUCACACCCGGCGGACACGGUGCUGUCGAGAAUGAACCAGAGGGCGUCUGCAUUAACAUUGAAUCCGACGCCGCUGGUGGCCAAUCCAAUCGCGGACGCGCCGUGCAGCAGCAUCGGUCAAGCCAGAGCACCGUGCACCGCAUUCCGCAGCGCGGUGCACGGUGCUCUUGAGUUGAUGCGUACGGUGGGGUGGCGCGGGAUGUGGAAGGGUUUGGCACCCCGUCUGCUGAUGGUGGUUUCGCUGACGGCACUGCAGUGGGUGACGUAUGACGGUUUCAAGGUGUGGGCUGGACUGCCCACGUCUGGAGACGUGAAGGAGUAA
Messenger RNA from Leishmania braziliensis MHOM/BR/75/M2904, 1497 nucleotides. RefSeq names its product phosphate carrier protein, mitochondrial precursor-like protein. The coding region runs from base 1 to 1497 and encodes 498 amino acids. NCBI's taxonomy places the organism in Eukaryota, Euglenozoa, Kinetoplastea, Trypanosomatida, Trypanosomatidae. Gene Ontology annotation, biological process: mitochondrial phosphate ion transmembrane transport. The transcript has a single exon. Gene Ontology annotation, cellular component: mitochondrial inner membrane. The record is from RefSeq and is a predicted model, not a curated record. Gene Ontology annotation, molecular function: phosphate transmembrane transporter activity.